Messenger RNA from Spirometra erinaceieuropaei, 354 nucleotides. NCBI's taxonomy places the organism in Eukaryota, Metazoa, Platyhelminthes, Cestoda, Diphyllobothriidea, Diphyllobothriidae. The record is from the annotation of a GenBank genome assembly.
AUGGUUGACCUAGACGACUUCCGUGAGAAAUCCAUAAAGGCAAAAGAAACGGGUGACUACAGUUACCUUGGAACGGUUCCACACGAUCCCCGCUUUCCAAAUGUUAACCAGACUAAGUAGAUUGUUUUGUGCUUUUGAUUUAGCUUCAGAAAUUGUCUGCAAAAUUUCAUCGAUUUUCACAGGUGCAACAAUAUGUACGGCGAAGAUUACAAACCAUGCAAUUAUUUCAAGUUCGCCUACAAGGAACUGUGUCCCGUGUUUAUGGUAUUUUCUUCUUUAAUUUUACGUUCGCACUAGGUGGAGAAAUGGUCCGAUGAAGUGGAGGAGGGGACUUUCCCCUACAAGUUGGACUAG